Messenger RNA from Salvia hispanica, 2306 nucleotides. The record is from RefSeq and is a predicted model, not a curated record. NCBI's taxonomy places the organism in Eukaryota, Viridiplantae, Streptophyta, Magnoliopsida, Lamiales, Lamiaceae.
UUUACCUCAUAGACCAAUGUCUUUUUACUACUACUGCUUAUAAAUUAGUUUUGUCUAAGAAAGGCACCCCCAAAAAAGCAACUCCGAUGCGCGGAACGUGAGGCUACCGCCCGUUUGUCACCGCCUGCCAUCGCACAACCAUAGUAGCUACCAGCUGUGCAGGUGAAGAGUGAACCAAUAGUUGAAGUGUCACUUAUCUAAAUCCAAUACUAUAUUGGAUUGAUUUCCACCAUAAAUAAAGAGAAGCAGCUCCAAAUCGCAUAAAUGACAGAUGCUAUAGUUUCAGCCGUGGUGGAGAGUGUUGCAACUAUGAUAAAAGACAAGAUUCGGUAUGAAGUCAAUUUGGUGAAAGGCGUGAAGAAGGAGCUUCAAAAUCUUUCCAAGAAGCUCAAUACGAUCAGAAAGGUGUUGGAUGAUGCAGAAAAGAAAGCAUUGAAUGAUCAAAUCGUCAAAAUUUGGUUGAAGCAGCUCGAAAACACGACUUAUGAGAUGGACGACAUUUUGGAUGAAUGGAACUACUCUCUUCUCAAACAUAAGUUGGAAGAUUCUGCUGAGCCUGACCAAAAGAUAGGCUGCUCCUUCAUCCCAUGUUCGUGUUUAUCUUUCAACGAAAUUUCUGUUCGUCGUGAUAUUGCCAAGAAAAUAGAACAUGUGAACGCCACGCUUGAUCAGAUCUUAAAGGAGAAGGAUGAUUUCAAUUUUGUCAUCUCUCUGCCUGCGCCCGAGUCUCACCGACAACCAACCACAUCUUCAAUUGACUUCAAGAAUGUUUAUGGGUCGGACAUAUAUAAGAAAAGGGAUGACAUAGUCAGGAAUAUGAUGCAUAAUGGUGGUGAUACCCAAAUUCUGUCUAUAGUUGGGACGGGGGGACUUGGGAAGACGACACUAGCUCAACUUAUUUUUAGCGAUCCUCAGUUCGAUAAGGAUUGGUUAAAAAUUUGGGUAUGUGUCUCUGAUCCCUUUAUUGUGUCUAAGGUUGCCAACGAUAUUGUUAAAAGUGUGACAAAAGAGACGAUUUCUCCAGAUGCCGACCCACUAGAAGUGGUGUUACAAAAAUUAAAAGCAUCUGUUUUAGGAAAAAAGUUUCUUCUCGUCCUUGAUGAUGUUUGGUCAGAAGACAGAGACAAAUGGCAGCCCCUGAAAAUCAAUCUCGAAUAUGGUGCACCAGGAAGUAAAAUUUUGGUGACAACGAGAAAUGAAAGGGUAGCUAAGAGGAUGGGUACCUCAGAUGAUGAUAUCUAUCACCCGAAAGAGCUUAAUCCUGAAGAGUGUUGGUCAUUAUUGCGUGCCAUAUCCCUUGAAGGAAAGAGUGAGAAUGAAUGUGUAAAAUUUGAGGAUGUGGGCAAGAAAAUAGCUAGCAAAUGCAAGGGAUUACCUCUUGCUGCAGUUGUUUUAGGAAGACUUUUGCAGUUCAAGGAUUUGGAAGGGUGGGAACACGUAGAGAAGAGUGAAAUAUGGCAAUUGGAGAAUGCCGAAGUAGAUCUUUUUCCUCAUUUGGUUUUAAGCUACAAUGAUUUGUCCCCGGCUCUUAAGCGUUGUUUUUCAUAUUGUGCCGUCUAUCCUAAAGAUCACAAAAUUCAUGCGGAGACUCUGAUAGAAGAGUGGAUGGCGCAAGGUUAUCUAGGCUCUGUUAGUGGAAAUGGUGCAGUGGAACUCAAAGGGCGAGAGUACUUGAAAAUUUAGCAAUGCGUUCAUUGUUUCAAGACAUUGAGAAAAGUGAGUCGGGGGAGCAGAUAGAAUGGUGUAAAAUGCAUGAUAUAGUACAUGAUUUUGCUCUAUUUCUUAGGAAGAAUGAUGACAAGGAGAGAAGUUGUCAAGUUUGUGAUUCUUCAUUGGUUUCUCAUGUCCAAGAAUAUCGGAGUCUAUCGUUGGACUACAAACCUCCUGUUGAUGAAAGAGACAGAAUUAGUCAAGUUUGUGAUUGCAUGAAAAGUCUUAGGGUGUUAAGAAUUGGGGUGGACUUCCUCCAGUGGGAAUGGAAACGUUGAUUCACUUGAGAUGGUUGGAUUUUAGUUGGAUUGAAUUGUCAAAGGAUGGCCUUGAAAUCAUAUGUAAGCUUUAUUUCUUGCAAACCCUUCUCUUAUCAUUGUGCGGCCUAACCGAGAUUCCACGAGAAAUUGGGAAUUUGGUUGAGUUAAGACAUCUUGACUUAAGUAGGAAUGAAGAAAUAAAGGAGUUACCAGAGAGCAUUUGUAGUUUGGUUGAACUGCAAAUCUUGAAUAUUGAAGGCACUGGUAUCAACUGUCUGCCUGAAGCAUUAGGUGAGUUAAGUAAUCUUUGUACACUGGAACUGUGUCCAUUCAAAG